Monascus purpureus is the source of this 1458-nucleotide messenger RNA. The record is from the annotation of a GenBank genome assembly. Lineage: Eukaryota; Fungi; Ascomycota; Eurotiomycetes; Eurotiales; Aspergillaceae.
AUGAAUUCAGACGACCCAUCAAUACCUUCUUCAAUCCUGACUACCGCCGACCCUGGCCUGCCCCGACCAAACCCUACCCAAUCCUACUGGCAGCACCGCCCUCAUCCCCUCGCCAACGUCCAAUCCGCCCCCCUGCCUAGUACGACAGACAUCGCAGUGAUCGGUUCUGGCAUUACAGGCCUAUCAGUCGCGAAGAACCUUCUGGAGCAGCACCCGACGGCCGUGGUAACCGUCUUGGAAGCCCGGACGCUGUGUUCCGGCGCUACGGGCAGAAAUGGCGGGCAACUUGCUCCCAAUGCGGCCGAGGAGUACUUGACACUCCUCCGGGCUCAUGGGGCCGAAAUGGCCGGUAGGAUAGUGCGGUUUACCUUGAAGAACCUCGAUAUGAUGAUGCGGCUGAUCGAGGAAUACGCUCCCGAGGAGGCGCAGUUGGAGAGAGUGCGGAAGUUGAGGGUUUUCCUGUCCUCCAAGGCAUUUGCUGCGUUCAAAGCCAGUCUAGCGAAGUUGGAAAGAGAUCAUCCUGAUCUGAAAGGGGUAUAUGAGGUUGUUGAUGCCGAGAGGGUAGUGGAGGAAUUUGGUAUUUACGGCUCUGCUGGUGCAGCGCUUCUUCCAGCUGGGACUGCAUGGCCAUAUCGCAUCGUGACGAGCGUCUUUGCGGCCCUGCGCGAGAAAUAUCCCGCUCGACUCGCAAUUGAGACCAACACUCCAGUCACUGCCGUCUCCUACGAUGCAGAACCCUCAGCGUACAACUCCCCAUAUCCGUACACGCUGCACACGGCCCGAGGCCCUCUUCGCGCUGGCAAAGUCACAUACUGCACAAAUGGCUACACAGGACACCUCCUUCCCAAGCUCAGAGGGCUCAUCUACCCCUUCAAAGGUUCCAUGACCGUCCAGGAUCCAGGUCAGUCCGUGCCGAACCGUGCUUCUUCCAUCUCCUGGGCCUUUCACUAUCCGGUGUCUUAUAACAACGAGAACCAGCACUGUGACCAUGGUCUGUACUAUCUCCUUCAGAACAGGCAGACAGGGUACUUCUUUUUCGGCGGCGAGAGUGCCCCCUGGUCCUACUCCAUUUCCGCCGAUGAUAGCUUCAUGGAGCGCUAUGCUGUUGAGCAUCUGCAACGUGACCUUCCUCGCUAUUUUGGGAAAGCCAAGUCCGGUUCGGGACCAGGGUCAGAUUCGGAUUGGCAACUAGUAAGUGCCUGGAGUGGCAUAAUGGGCUUCUCAUUCGAUGAGCUCCCCCUUGUCGGUAAAUUGCCUCGUUCCCUGACAAACCGGGGGGGGGACGGAGAAUGGAUCGCUGCCGCGUUUAAUGGCUAUGGCAUGGCAAACUGUCUGUUGUCCGGCGAGGCCCUUGUGAAAAUGAUGCUGGGAGAGGACGUGAGUGCCUGCUUUCCAGGGGCGUAUUUUAUCGAUGAGCCCAGGUUGAUGAGGGCGAAGCUGGCACUACCUAAGCUUUGA